AUGGGAAGACAAGGUGUGAUACAGGUUAUCAAGCAAGAAAUUAUGGAAGAAAUUAGUGGUUCUCAUUGUUUCCAAGGGAAUUCCGACAAAACUUUUCCAAAAAAAGAAGAAAUGGAUGCUGUAUCAUCUGCUGUUAUUAGCACAACUGCAGUCAAUUCUAUCUCAUCAUCAACUCAACUAUUAUCAUUUAAAGAUUGUAGCUUACAUCAUAAGCAACCAUUCGAUGAAUCGCUGCAGCUGCAUGAUGCAGCAAGAAAAGCUUUAUUAGCCAGUUUUCGACAAACAAGCUCUAGACAACCGGAGGAAAGUGUAUUACGUCGCAUGGAUCCUGCUGAUGAUCUGCAGUUGAUGUGUACCAAAAAAUGUAUCCCAUGCCAUCGUUGCGGUUCCUCAAUGAAAUUUUUCAUGCGUCGCGUAAAGUACCUAAAUACUGUAAAGGAAUAUCCAGCAUAUCGCUGUAUGAAAAAGAAAUGUCAAACAUUCCGAUCACCUCGUACGUUAGCACGUGAAUGCAAUAUGCUAUUACGUCAAGGUUUUGGCGAUGGAAGAUUCAUGAGUGUGGCACCAACAACAAAUGCCACCAGACAACUCAAAGAGGCAUUUCCUGAUCAUUUCAAUAAACAAGAAAUGGAUGGUUUACAAGGAUUUCCUACCACUCUUAGGGAUGAUUUUGACGCCAAUUCUACUGCGAAUAGUAUUAUCCGCGAGAAGGAAGCAUGGUAUGCUCUGAGAAAUGCCAAACAAUCGUUGGAUAUUUUGGCACAAACCGAUGGAGGGCUUUCACUACGAUUGCAUCGUAUUAUUAGCGAAAUUCACGCAUUAGCCACGCAAUUUAAAGAAAUUCCGAAAAAAGAAAAAUCCAUCAAUACAGCAUUGGAGUGCAAUAGUGGAAUGGUAGGAACAGAUGGAAUGCAUGAAAUGGAUGAUGAAGGUUAUGAUUCAAUGAGAAGAUCAACAGCUAACGAUCUGAUGACAUUAACAGUUGGUGGUGAUUCACGAUCAUCAUUUGAUACCGAAUUGAAAUCUGAAACAAGCAGUGUUGAUUCAUGUAUUAUGAUGAAAAUGCCUUCGUCAACAUCAGCAUUAUCACCCAGUGUAAUACCAGUACAGCCUUUACGCUGGAUUAACAUUUCACGUCACUCACCGUCAUUUAGCGUGAAAAUGGUGGACAGCAGUGGAAGCGCAUCAAGACAAGCAGUUGAUGAAAGGAAACAUAUAGUAACUGGGGAACAAGGCACUACCGUUUAUGAAUCAUUUUUGAGCUGUCCCAGUGCUAAUGCCAAUAGUUCACUCGAAUCUACCACAGUUUCCAGAGUCAAUACAACAGCAUCUUCACCCUUAUUACCAAAUAUUAUGUAUGAUCAACCAUCCACAAGUUACAACUAUAGCACAGUAACUGCAAAUUCGAUUGUGGAAUCAAAUUGUCAAGUAAGUACCAACGAUAAUAAUGAAAGAACUCCAAAAAGUGAACCAAUACCAAUUUAUAUACGACCAAGUGAACUAUGCUUCGAUGAUGUAACUGAUGGUGGUGAAAUAUUGAAUGAAUUCUUCGUGCCAUCAUCAACAGCCAAUUUCCAACCAUCAAAAUCAACAACGACAAAUGAUACUACUCUAACUACUCCGGUAAUGUCAACAGGACAGAAUACUACGAUACCAAUAGUAACAUUUGCACAGCUUUGGAAUUUUAAUGAACAGUACGAUCACAAAGAAACAAAUCCUCUAUCAUCACAAGCAACAUCUGCUACAAUAUGUCCAUUGUAA
Messenger RNA from Brugia malayi, 1761 nucleotides. RefSeq lists its product as hypothetical. Bases 1 to 1761 code for a protein of 586 amino acids. The transcript is spliced from 14 exons. The record is from RefSeq and is a predicted model, not a curated record. Lineage: Eukaryota; Metazoa; Nematoda; Chromadorea; Rhabditida; Onchocercidae.